Impatiens glandulifera is the source of this 1372-nucleotide messenger RNA. RefSeq lists its product as uncharacterized. Gene Ontology annotation, cellular component: CCR4-NOT complex. Gene Ontology annotation, biological process: protein ubiquitination. Bases 115 to 1095 code for a protein of 326 amino acids. Lineage: Eukaryota; Viridiplantae; Streptophyta; Magnoliopsida; Ericales; Balsaminaceae. The record is from RefSeq and is a predicted model, not a curated record. Gene Ontology annotation, molecular function: ubiquitin-protein transferase activity. The transcript has 3 exons.
UUUCUCUCUCUUUCUCUAUUUUUCUUACCGGCUCUCUUUUUCUCUGUAUUGUAUUACCUGAUCAUCAUCAAUCAAGCUAGGGUUUCUCCGAUUUGAUCUCUGUAGAUCGACGUUAUGAAUUCCGAUAAGAUCUGCAGCGUUUCGAUUCCCAUGGCGGCAUCCAGUUCUAAGGAUUUGUCCAAGAAGAAGAGAGUUAACAGGUCUGCAAGAUUAAAGCAAUGCAAGCUUGAUGCUCGUCGUGAACAAUGGCUAUCUAGAGGCAAGAACAUUUCAUGCAAGGAUGUAACAGAAAUCGAAACAGAAACAGAUAGUGGAUUAAGAAAACCGAUCAUGGAUAUAGAUCAUACAGUGAAGGAUAAUGAAUUAUCCACGAGGAAGUUAGAUAUAAGGUCUAUUCAUCAUUACAGUGAUUCAGAUUCGCCUUCGAAUAGCCCUGUUAGCCGUGCGAGUAGUAUGUCUGGAACGAAUUUCACGAGUAGUAGCAGGGGAAGUGGAAGCAGUAGCAGUGGAGGGAGUUGUAAUGGGAGUAUGAUUGGAGAAGAUGAAGAAGAAGGAAACGAUAACGAUGGUUGUCUUGAUGAUUGGGAGGCAGUUGCAGAUGCCUUAGCUUCUUCAUCACCAGUUCCUCUACCCGGAAUUGAAAUUCAAAACAACAAUUCAAACCCUAGGUUGGAAACUGUUAUUCCUGUAGUAGUUCAGCAAAACAAUAACCGAGCAUGGAAGGCUGAUGAUGUUUUCCGUCCUCACAGUCUACCUUCUUUCUCGAAACAACUUAGUUUUCCCAUGAAUUCCAAACGCCAUCAUCAUCACCACCACAACCAUCACAACCACAAUCAUAAUAAUAACAACAUUGCAUCAUCAUCAUCUGCACCAUCUUCUUGUCCUAUUUGCUGUGAAGAUCUUGAUUUAACAGAUUCAAGCUUUCAUCCUUGUUCAUGUGGUUUUCGACUGUGUCUUUUCUGCCAUAAGAGGAUUGUCGAAGAUGAUGGUCGUUGUCCAGGCUGCAGAAAGGAAUAUUCCUAUUCCCAUGGCGGAGGAAUCGGCAGCCUGAAUAUCCAGUUGGGUCGUUCUUGUAGCAUGGUAUCAAGGUUUUAAUCAUCCCUUUUGAAUGUGAGUACUGAAAAUAUAUAUAAGUUAUAACUAAGUCUCUUAUUUUGAAAGGUUUGUUCUACAGUUCUUACUGUAAUGAUGAUCUUCAUAAGCUUAGCUUCUCAUCUGUUUUGUGUUUUUUGGAGAAAACUGGGAAUAAUCUGAUUCUCUUAUGUUUGAUCAACAGAUGUAUAAAUUUGUUGUGUUGAUGUAGAAACUUUGUCUAUGUGAAUAUUAUCUAUAAUAUAAUAAUAUAAAUAUAUUGAAAUUUGUUUAUUUUGCA